Linnemannia hyalina is the source of this 1701-nucleotide messenger RNA. NCBI's taxonomy places the organism in Eukaryota, Fungi, Mortierellomycota, Mortierellomycetes, Mortierellales, Mortierellaceae. The record is from the annotation of a GenBank genome assembly.
AUGAUGCGUCCAUGGCUACUCCGAGCACAACAGGCGGCAGGAACACGACGUCUCUCAUACAACCACACACAGAGGAUACAACCCUGCGGGACAAGAACACUAACCACAGCACACAGUCUCCACCACCCACAGCAACAACGCCCCGUUCACGCGGCACCACCGCCAACAAGAAACUUGGUCAAGGGCCGCUGGGAACCCAUCAUCGGUCUCGAGAUCCACGCCCAGAUAAAGUCGAACACAAAGUUAUUCUCAGAUGGCCAAACGUCUUUCAAUGCACCCACCAAUACCCAUGUCACCCUCAUCGAUGCUGCCUAUCCCGGCACCUUGCCCCAAUUGAGCCAGGAAUGUGUGGAUCUGGCCGUCAAGACCUCCCUUGCCCUGGACGCCCAUGUUUACCCAGUAUCGUCUUUUGAUCGCAAACACUACUUCUACCCAGAUCUGCCCCAAGGAUACCAAAUCACCCAGCACUACGAACCGUUGGCGCAAAAUGGCAAAAUUGAGCUGUCACCGCUGGACGGGCUGGAUUACCACUUGACUGUCGGGAUCGAGCAACUGCAGCUGGAGCAGGAUACAGGAAAAUCACUUCACGAUGUCUAUCCGGGGCUUACCUUAUUGGAUUUCAAUCGUGCCGGAACUGGACUGAUGGAGAUUGUGACCAAACCUGAUUUGCGGUCGUCCAAGGAGGCUGGUAUCUUGGUCAAGAAAUUGCAAGCGCUCUUGCGCGCUAUCAACAGUUCUGACGGAAACAUGGACGAGGGAUCCAUGCGAUGCGAUGUUAAUGUGUCUGUGCAUGAAGUCGGGAAGGCUUACGGAGAGCGCAGCGAGUUGAAGAACCUCAACAGUAUUAAGUCAGUUGUCGACGCUAUUGACGCGGAGAUCGCGCGCCAGAUCGAGGCAUACGAAUCCAAUGAACCAGUAACACAGGAAACCAGAGGAUUUGAUGUCUCCACAGGAACGACAUUCAGGAUCAGAAGCAAGGAAUCCGCACCAGAUUACCGAUACAUGCCAGAGCCCGAUCUGCCACGCCUAGUUUUGGAUUUGGCGACGAUCCGUGCUCUGAAGGCGCAACUUCCAGAACUCCCGGAUGUGCAGAGGGAACGUAUUAUGAGCCAGUACGAUUUGAGCAUGAUUGAGACACGGACACUGAUGGGCGAGGAUGGGAUGGUUGAGUACUUUGAGAGUGUGGUGUCGAAAGGACCCUCGGCCAAGAGUGUCAUCACUUGGACAAUCCAUGAGCUGCUGGGAAGGUUAAAUACGCGCGGUAUCAAGUUCUCUCCAAAGGUCGUCAAAGCUCCCCAACUCGAAUCCCUCAUCAACUGUGUCGACCGCGGCGUGAUAUCCGCAAAAGUCGGCAAGACCAUCCUCAACCUAAUGAUCGAAGGUGACCUACGCGACGCAGAAGCAAUCGUAGAAGAAAAAGGAUGGAAACAGAUGGAGAACCAUGACGAAUUGGAUAAGCUGUGCGAGGAUAUGAUGUCCCAGUAUCAGGAUAAAGUUAAGGCGGUCCAGAAGGGGAAUGUGGGGGUGUUGGGGUUCUUUGUGGGCCAGAUUAUGAAGCAGAGUAAAGGGCGUGCUAACCCUGUGGUUGUGAACCAGAUCUUGAGGACCAAGAUGGGCUUGCCGGAGGUGUCCGAGUCUGAGGGUGUUGGACAGUCGAGUAGUAAUGACCAAGGGCAGAAGAACAAGAAGAAGAAGAAGUGA